Molecule: messenger RNA, 1677 nt
Organism: Arctia plantaginis
Lineage: Eukaryota; Metazoa; Arthropoda; Insecta; Lepidoptera; Erebidae
Source: the annotation of a GenBank genome assembly
AUGACUGAAGUAAUUCAAAGAGCUGAAAAUGUAGUGAAGACAUUUUUAUAUGAGUUCCCUACAUGCACUACGGAGGAACUUACAUUCAAGUUAGAGGUACCCGUAGAUAUCCCUCUGGCGGGGUCAACGCGCGAGCUAGUGCAAAGAGUGAUCACGAUGUUCCAUGUACCGGUGUAUUUAGAAGACGAUUUAAAUGAAAAACUAUCAAAGUUUGUGGCUCGAGAAACAAAAACAUUUCACAACAGCCGAGAUGGCAAGCUGAUUGACCAGCUGAAGAAUUCAGAAAUCAAUGUAGAAGGUGUUAUCAAGAACUGGGAGAAGCUGUUCAAGGAGAAUGUUAUGGAGUUUGCAGAACAGAAAGGAACAUCUGAUGAGGAAGUUUUUGCAGCUGCAUACCAUAAAUUGGUGCAUUCCCCUGCACUUGAAACUAUACUGCAGGUGGAGAAUUCAUAUGCAAAGACUAUUUUGAAUACUCUUGAAAACAGAGAGGACGAUAUCAAGAAGCUUACAGAGAAGCAGACUGAGGAAAUGGAGGAAAAGAUCAAGCAACUAAACAUUUCAACAACUGAGGAAGAAAUCAAUGGGUUAGCCGCUGCACAUUUUGAACAGCAAGCUCUUGUGGCAGGACGUUGGGGGUCCCAAUUGGAUGCCCUGCGGCAGACCCAGCGCGCGCAACACCGCGCCUGGCUUAUGAAUACUCUAGAGGAGUAUCAAAGUACCUCAGCUCUUAACACUCCCAGUAAUUCUCCCCUGGCGACAUUCUCCCCGGAGCUUGGUCCCCUGCCGGUAGCCCCAGGUGCGGCGGGCGCCCACCGCCUUGAGGAAAGUUUUACCAUCCACCUCGGCAGCCAGCUCAAACAAACACAUAACAUCCGGAUAGUCGCUAUGGAUCUCCUGGAUUUGUGUAUUGUCAAUCCUCAGGAGGGAUCCCGGCGUCUUCAGACGUCCUUGUCCCUGUACUCGUCGGAACUGUCGGGCGUGGUGCUGCUGACGGAAUCCCCCCCUCGCAGGCCUGCGCCCCCGACGACCACCCUGGUGAGCGCUGCCACGUCCAGCACCGAGCACCAUUUUGCAGACGUCGAGCUGCAGCUAAAGGAGAUCAGUGAGAAGGUUCGAGAACCGGCGGACAAACGCAACAACCAACGACAAAGAGAACAAUCUGAGAACAUGAGCAACUGUAGCAACAGUAGUAACGGCAACAACAGCAACAGCGGGCCGCGCAUGCGCCCGCGCCGCGACCUUCAGACGGGGGACAUCUUCAUCACUAAACAUAGCAACCUCGACGAGGUUCACGUCGUGUUCCACCUCAUCGUCGACGACUCUGAACUGCGAUCCGGUGAUAUAACCUCCCGACACCCCGCUAUCUUAGGGCUGCGCAACAUUCUCAAGGCGGCCUGCAGUAAUGACAUCACCAGCCUGUCCAUUCCGCUGCUGCUCCGCCACGAGAUGUCCGAGGAGAUGACGGUGGCGUGGUGCGCGCGGCGCGCGGAGCUGGUGCUGAAGUGCGCGAAGGGCUUCAUGCUGGAGGCGGCGGGCUGGGGCGGCGCCGACCUGCGCACGCUGCACUUCGUGCUGCCGCCCGCCACCCGCCCGCCGCUCUUCGCCACGCUGGCGCAUCUGCUGCCCUCCAUCUUCCGCAUCUCCAACCCCGUCAAGUGCUCGCGCCCGAGGGACUAG